Messenger RNA from Juglans regia (Persian walnut), 1125 nucleotides. RefSeq names its product LRR receptor-like serine/threonine-protein kinase ERL1. The record is from RefSeq and is a predicted model, not a curated record. The transcript has a single exon. The coding region runs from base 1 to 1125 and encodes 374 amino acids. Gene Ontology annotation, molecular function: protein binding. NCBI's taxonomy places the organism in Eukaryota, Viridiplantae, Streptophyta, Magnoliopsida, Fagales, Juglandaceae.
AUGGCAUCAUCUGCCUCCAUCUCUGUCAUUGCAGUAGCAUGGGUUACCUGCAUUUCGUUCUAUGGAAUUUAUUUGGAUACUGAGGUAGUUGUGUUUGUGGUAGCAUCUAAAUCAUCACCUCUAGAUCUAGAAAUGAAAGCUCUGCUGGAGAUGGGGUGGUGGUCAAGUGUCGACACCAACAAUACCUCAAGUCCUUGUGAGUGCUAUGGUAUUUCUUGCUCUGCCGGUGGAAGGGUCACAAAGAUUAACUUAGCUAAUAGCUAUUUGGAAGGUAAGUUGAAACUCAAAUUUUCUUCCUUCCCAAAUUUAGACUUUGUUGAUCUUCAUGGAAAUGGACUUCAAGGGAGCAUCCCUAGUGACAUAGGUACUCUAUCAAACCUCACCUUUCUUGACCUAUCCUUCAAUCAACUUACAGGUGAGAUACCUCUUUCCAUCGUAAACCUCACCCAAUUACUGACGUUUGACAUUGCUUCUAACAACAUCCAUGGUUCCAUUCCCUUGGAAAUAGGCAACAUGAAGAGCUUGAAUUACUUGUACCUUAGUUUGAACAAAAUUAGUGGUUCCAUCCCAACAGGAAUAGGAGACUUGAAGAAUCUGAUGUGUUUGCACCUUAAAUCUAACAAUCUCAUUGGUGCAGUUCCUACUACUCUUGCUGGUUGCCCUUAUUUGCAAGAGUUGAUAUUGAGCCACAACUACUUGACUGGACUCUUUUCCCAUCGCUUUGCUGACCUUUAUUGGCUAAAUACUAUUGAUCUCAGUCACAACUUUUUCAGUGGAGAGAUACCAGGUAAACUUGGGGGUUCGGGCAAUUUAUCAAUCUUAUAUCUUAGCUACAAUAAUCUUACAGGCAAUAUCCCCCUUCCUCUCAUUUCUGUACAAGAUGUUGACUUGUCAUACAACCCACUGAAUGGAAAAGUUCUUGACAAUUUUGAUCAAUAUCAUUCGCUGGACACGUUGAUUGGCAACAAUGAUUUAUGUGGUAACUUCACGGGUUUCCCUCCUUGUCAUUCUUCAAUCGGAAGCAAAAUUAAGCUUAUUAUUCCCAUAGUCAUUUUCCUUGGAUUCUUAGCUCUUGGGGGUUUUCUCAUGUAUCAAGGCAUUAUUAAAAAACCUCGAUCUAAGUAG